Molecule: messenger RNA, 1900 nt
Organism: Zeugodacus cucurbitae (melon fly)
Lineage: Eukaryota; Metazoa; Arthropoda; Insecta; Diptera; Tephritidae
Product: myosin-2 heavy chain
Exons: 2
Coding region: 167-1771 (534 amino acids)
Source: RefSeq, a predicted model, not a curated record
GACUACAGACUCGACAGUUUAUUUUGUUACACAAGACCGAGUAGUAAGAUCGUACUGCGACGCAAUUCUACAGUUAUUUAAUUUAGUUUUAUUUUUUCAACUAAUUUAAUUCAAAAUUUAAAAAAAUUUGGUUUUUGCAAUUUGCGAACUAAAAACAGAACUCGCGAUGUACUGCAAAGUUGCUCUCGUUUUUUUGUUGGGUCUAACAGUGAUUAAUGCAAGCGUCAUUGCGCGUGUUAAUUAUCCAACUUACCAGUCAGAAGCGCUGCGAGAUCUACAUUUACCGUUAGGUGUCGAGGAACCAUCACGCCAUUUAUUGCCACCCUUCGAAGAUUAUGGCGGUGCACGUUUGUAUUCUAAUGGAAUAUUCAGAAGCGUACAACCCGACGGGCAGUUGCCGAAUGAAAGACAAGAGAUUGACAAACAAUUUGAGCCGCAGCAGUAUCCAUACGAUGUGGUUAAUCGCAUAUUACCGAAGGUGCAGGAGCCCACCGAUUUCCAACCGCUCGAUCAACAGAUAACCCAAGUCUCUGACAAUGUGAAAAAUACACAGCAAACUGUUAAUGAUUUCGAAAAUUAUUUGGAGGGUGUAGCCGCGGCUUUAGCACCGCAAAAUAAGCCUAAAAAUGGAGUUCUACGUGUUACUAUGGACAUGGCGCCCAAGCUUGGAGAAGUGCCAAUUAGUAGUUUAGCUGAAAAAGACUUCGCAGAUAGUGUUUCAAGCAUACUUGUGGGAGAUACACCCACAGAUAGCGAAAGCGCAGAGGUGGAUAAAGAACUUGACAAGUUUCUUUCAAGCUUGUUUGGAGAAAUACCAAACGAGCGCGAAAGCGCAAACAAGCACCAAGAAUUCGUAAAUGUUGUUCAAAAUAAAAAUCUAGGUACCUUUGAUGACAAUAUCAUUGAAGAAGAUAGCGCAAAAUAUGAAAAAGAAUUGGAAGAUCUUCUUUCAAGCAUGAUGGAAGAAAAAAGCGGUAGCUCAAAUAAGGACCAAGAAUUCAUAGAUUUUCUUCAAAAGAUUCUUGAAGAAGAUAACGCAAAAAGUGAAAAAGAUAUUCUAGGUUCCUUUGAUCGCGAUGUCCUUGAAGAAGAAGAGAAAGAAUUGGAUCACUUUCCUUCAAGCAUGACUGAAGAAGACUCCACAGAUAACAAUAGCUCAAAGCAGGAACAAGAAUUCGAAAAUAUUCUUCAAAAGAUCCUUGAAGAAGACAUUGCAAACAACAAAAAACGAUUUGAAAAUCCAAAUUCCUUUGAUGAAAAUAUCUUCGAAAAAGAAGAAAAAGACUUGGAAAAUCUGCUAUCAAGCAUGAUUGAAGCAGAUAUUGCAAACAACAAAAAAGAAUGGGAAGAUAGCGCAAAUAAUGAGAAAGAUUUGGAAAAUCUUCUUUCAAGCAUACUCCGUGAAGACAAUACAGAUAGCAAUAAUGCAAAAGAUCUUAGUCAAAAAGUAGAUAAACAUAAUGAUGACGAAGAAAAAAUCGAUGAAUCUUUGGACUCUUACUUAAAUAAAAUAUUCGCUGCAGAAGCUCGUCAAAAAGCAGAUAAACAUAAUGAUGACGAAGAAAAAUUCGACGAAUCUUUGGACUCUUACUUAAAUAAAAUAUUCGCUGCAGAAGCUCGGGUAGUAGAAGAAGAAGAAAAAGGUGAAGAAAUAGAGCAAGCAAGCGCUGAUUCAUUUGAUGAAGAUUUAGAAGAACUAGAAAGGAAUAAUUAUUUAAAUAGUAUAUUUGCUUCGAGUCCAACAUUGAAUGGUGAUUAUUUCAUACGUUAAGAAUUAAAAUCUAUAAUAAAAGCUUACUGUAAUCGAUACAUUUAAUUUAUACUAUAUUAAAAGCUUUACUUAAAUCUCAAAUAAACAUAUUUACAUUUAAAGAGUAUAAGACUCUUAUUUGACUAAAAA